GUCAAUGCGUGCGUAAACUUAGAGCCCAUGCACGCCAGUUAGGAACUCCAUUUUCAGAUGUACACUAGUUAAAAGAUGAGAGGACCGAGAAGAGCACUCUUGCCUUCGAAUUUGAGUAUAUAUGAGCCCUCGCAGGUCUCAAAGAAGUACGCAAUAAUCGUUUUCGGAGGCGAAGAGUUGCGCCAAGUUCGCUACUUCUCUCACAAUCGAGUCUUCCAAUUCUGUCUUAGCCAAGUUGUGACAAAGUGGUACGAAUGGAAACCAUGAUGAUUUUCUACGCCCUUAUCCUGCUGCUGUGGAGUGUGCCACUACACGCUGCCGGUGGGUUCACGAAACAUGACAAAGAUCUGGUCGCCUUCGCUCUGAACUUGGAGUACUUGGAAGCGGAGUUUUUCCUGCAUGGAGCCUUGGGAUAUGGAUUGGACAAGAAAGCUCCAUACCUCGCUGCAGGUGGGCCGCCUCCUCUAGGUGCCGAGAAAGCAAAGUUGGACCCGCUUGUCUACGACCUUGUUGGUCAGAUGGGUCUCCAAGAAGUCGGACACAUCAGGGCAAUCAAGGAAAGCAUCGGGCAUGUGGCAUUUCCACGCCCCAGACUUGACAUCAGCAAGAAAACAUGGGCGAAAACUAUGGAUCAUGCUUUCAACAAAACUCUGAGCCCGCCAUUCGACGCUUAUGCCAACAGCAUCAACUACAUGCUCGCUUCGUACGCUAUCCCUUACGUUGGUCUUACAGGAUACACAGGUGCUGCUCCACUCUUGAUCGGAAGUGGGGCCAAGUCGCUCGUAGCUCGUCUGUUGGGAGUGGAAUCUGGUCAGGAUGCCAUAAUCCGGACUUGGCUGUACGAGAGGAAGUCCGAGAAAGUGAAGCCCUAUGAUUUCACCGUGGCGGAAGCCACUGUGGAGAUUUCCAAGCUUCGCAACCAUCUGGACCAUCAUGGUCUAAUGGUGGUGAAAGGCAAAAAAUUGCCCUUCGAAGUCGAUGACGAGGGUCUUGUUGUGCCCAAAGAGCUUGGAGCUGAGAAGGAGACAUCGGGGAAUGUUUUGUCCGCUGAUAAGAACUCAAUUUCAUACCAACGCACACCAGAGCAGAUAUUGUCUGUAGUCUACAGCUCUGGCAACCCGAAGGUGUCUGGAGGAUUUUACCCUGAUGGAGCGCGAGGAGAGAUAGCUGAGAGGUAUCAUAAAUACCGAGCUAAGCACUGACUUGCCGCUUUGAGUUGUAUCGGAACCUUGAGUUCGGAUACAAGAGAGUGCGUGCCAAUCUCUAGGUCUUUAAAGUACAUGAGCUUGUACUUUCAUGUGCAGAGGAAUAUUGCAUUGCAGUCAAAUCACUUUGUGAAUCAUCAACCCAGCAUUCCUUACCGGAGCUCCCAUUUAAAAUUGUCUGAAUCAAAUUGAUCGUGUUUUUGAAAUGAGAUAUUUCGUUCAAAUAGUAAUGAUCUGCGCAAAUGAUGUCAGAAACUUCGAUGGAUGUCGGCGGUUUGAUACUUUCCCACGAAGUCAGUAGUGCAUAAACAUCGAUAUAAUGGCAUAAUUGAGCUCAUGACGUCCCUUGUUUCUAAAGCUCGAGAAACUCUCUGCCUGCUCUGUAAGGCAUGAACCAUUAAAUACUCUCUGCUCUCUUAUCACCAUGUCUCAAGAAUGAUGCGUCUUGAACUGAGUGUUGUUAAUUUAGAAAAAAUGGCAUAAUUGCAACACCAAUGCAACUGCGGAGCGAUCCCUCCAUGAACACCGAAGUCACGACCGGACGAGCAAGAUCGGUCAUUUCCGCAGAGAAAUUGCUCAUGAGGGAGCUAUGAUACAAAUCUGC
This is a messenger RNA of Marchantia polymorpha subsp. ruderalis, 1809 nucleotides long. The record is from the annotation of a GenBank genome assembly. Lineage: Eukaryota; Viridiplantae; Streptophyta; Marchantiopsida; Marchantiales; Marchantiaceae.